AGGCCGCCAUUUUGCUCUGCGGUGCUGGUAUUUAGAGCGCAACGGCUGCCGGGCUCUUCGCUUUGGCAGCGCCUGACUGCCUCCUAUCCUCCCGUCGCCAGGCGCCCGGCUCGUCCUCUCCCCCGCCUCGGUCCGCUGAGCUCGCCCCUUCCCGACCCGCAGACAUGUCCGAGACCAAGGGCGGCCCCGAGUACGCCUCCUUUUUCGCGGUCAUGGGCGCCUCGGCCGCCAUGGUCUUCAGCGCCUUGGGUGCUGCCUAUGGUACUGCCAAGAGCGGCACCGGCAUCGCGGCCAUGUCCGUCAUGCGGCCAGAGCUGAUCAUGAAGUCCAUCAUCCCAGUGGUCAUGGCUGGCAUCAUCGCCAUCUAUGGCCUGGUGGUGGCAGUCCUCAUCGCCAACUCCCUGAAUGAUGGCAUCAGCCUCUACAAGAGUUUCCUCCAGCUGGGCGCUGGCCUGAGUGUGGGCCUGAGCGGGCUGGCAGCCGGCUUUGCCAUUGGCAUUGUGGGGGAUGCCGGUGUGCGGGGCACUGCCCAGCAGCCCCGGCUAUUCGUGGGCAUGAUCCUGAUCCUCAUCUUCGCUGAGGUGCUGGGCCUGUACGGUCUCAUUGUCGCCCUCAUCCUCUCCACAAAGUAGCCCUUCUCCAAGUCCGCCGGCCACAUAAUACGAUGUAAAGACCAUCCCCUCCUCAUUCCAGAAUGAACAGCCUGACACACACUCACGGGGCAGCUGACCCCAGUAGCUGGUCUUGUAAAUGCGCAGUGUCCUAGUGCCCCUGGUCUGUUGCCCCCCGCCUUGCCCCCGCCCGCCCCGUGCAGUGGACAUCUGGGCCCCCUCAUCACCCAUCCAGGCCCCGAACCAGUGAGGAUGCAGGCCUCUGGCCACCCCACCCAUCUGCCCUAGAGUGCUCUGUGUGCAAGGAUGAAUUAGAGUUGUCCUUUUUCUCUUCACUGGAUGUUUAUUAUUUAUAAAGAUUUGACCUGUU
Messenger RNA from Manis javanica (Malayan pangolin), 981 nucleotides. RefSeq names its product ATPase H+ transporting V0 subunit c (gene ATP6V0C). The record is from RefSeq and is a predicted model, not a curated record. Gene Ontology annotation, cellular component: proton-transporting V-type ATPase, V0 domain. Gene Ontology annotation, biological process: proton transmembrane transport. Gene Ontology annotation, molecular function: proton-transporting ATPase activity, rotational mechanism. NCBI's taxonomy places the organism in Eukaryota, Metazoa, Chordata, Mammalia, Pholidota, Manidae.